Messenger RNA from Caenorhabditis remanei, 1326 nucleotides. RefSeq lists its product as uncharacterized. Gene Ontology annotation, biological process: transcription by RNA polymerase II; transcription by RNA polymerase I; nucleotide-excision repair. NCBI's taxonomy places the organism in Eukaryota, Metazoa, Nematoda, Chromadorea, Rhabditida, Rhabditidae. The record is from RefSeq and is a predicted model, not a curated record. Gene Ontology annotation, cellular component: transcription factor TFIIH core complex; transcription factor TFIIH holo complex. The transcript has 7 exons. Bases 1 to 1326 code for a protein of 441 amino acids.
AUGACUGACGAAACUGAAGCAUUAAUUAGUGUUGACCACGUAAAGUACAGAAAAGCUGGAGCAGGAAAGUCACCAGUUGGGCUAUUAGCUGUUUUCAGUGAUCACAUCGAAUGGAGAGACGACGCAAGUCCAGAAGUUUUCACCUGGGAAUUAACUCGCAUUAAAGGUCAAAGAGUAUCUCCGCCUCACAAAUCGAAAGUUCAGCUGCAGUUGGUGCUGACAAAUGACGAGCAAGCUAUUUUUGUAUUUCUCAAUCCUGGAUCAUCAACAGAGGAACUAGUGAAAGAACGAGACGAUGUUAAACACAAACUAAUGCAUGCUCUCAUUCUGAAUGGUCGUCGUGAAAAAGAGCGCCUUCGAAACCUCCCUGUUCACAAUGACGACGAAGUUGAAGAUUUGAAUGAUUAUAGCUCCGAAGACUCUGUGAAUGUUCCAGUGCAAACUAAGCUCAGAAACUAUCGUGCUCAUGUCGGAAUUUUACAACACCAGGUCAACGACCGCGAGGACACACUUAUCAAACGGAAUUCCACAAUCAAGGAUUUGGAGACUAAACUGGCGGCAGCUGAUCAAAAAUUGAUCGAGCAAGAAUUAAAGCUCCAGAAGGAGCUCGCCGAGCGGGAUGCUAAAAUCCGGAAGUUGGAGAUCGAACUGGAGGCGACGUAUAUUGUUGCCAAGUUGCCACGCGACGAUCGAGACAUGAUGGAACUCAUUAAAUGCAACGCACAAAUACUUAGUAUCAGUGCCAAGUUGGAUUUCGCGAACUCGGAAAUUGACGAGCUAAAAAAGAAGUACGCCGAUGUUGAAGCGGCCAAUGAGAACCAUCUGGACACAAUUCGCAUUCAGCAGUCGAGAAUCGAUAAAUUCCAGGAGGCGUUGAAGGAGGCGGGUGCCGAAUAUGACGAGAUGAAGGAUCGGAUGGUAGAGGGCGAGAUGGAGUGUGAGAGGCAGAUGACGGAUUAUGAGAUAAAGAUUCAGGAGCUGGAGACCACACUGGAGAUUCAGAAGUUGGAGAUUCAGAAGUUGGAGAAGGAGAAGAUUCCAGAGCCAACUCAUCUCUAUAUUGAGCUCGGCAAGCUUUAUGUGGAGCUCCAGGAGGCGAAGAGGCCCCACGAUGAUCAGUUGGCUGUUAAGGACAAGGAAAUCGAGUUUUUCUUGAAGCAACUCGAAGCGAAGGAUUCAGAAAUUCAGAAUCUGAAGGACAGCGUUCAGAUGAAAAUGGAUGGCAAGGAUCAUGGUUCGGAGGUGAUGGAGAAGAAGGCGGCGAUUCAAGAUCCGGUUAGAUUGGGAGUGAAUUAUGGAAAUGGAGACCCUGAUCAGGAUUGGUAA